Micropterus dolomieu (smallmouth bass) is the source of this 3657-nucleotide messenger RNA. RefSeq names its product protein FAM83B-like. Bases 1 to 2886 code for a protein of 961 amino acids. Lineage: Eukaryota; Metazoa; Chordata; Actinopteri; Centrarchiformes; Centrarchidae. The record is from RefSeq and is a predicted model, not a curated record. Gene Ontology annotation, biological process: epidermal growth factor receptor signaling pathway. Gene Ontology annotation, cellular component: cytoplasm; membrane. The transcript has 4 exons.
AUGGAGUCCAAUCUGUCCCGCCUGUCUUCACUGAAAGAAGAAGAAAUUCCAGUUUACAUCCACCCACAUUACAAAGAAUCCUACCGCCUGGCCAUUUACGCCCUGCUGUGUGGAGGCAAAGUGGCCUAUGAGGAGUUCCUCCGAGCCGAGCACAUCAGCCACUUUCUGUCAGACGAGGAGAUCCUGUUCAUCUUGGAAAAUGCAGAGUUACCGGUUGUGGAGGAUGACUCCAGACGGGUCACAGACGAGGUCAGCCCAUCCACGUACUUCCCAACCGAGUCAGAUGAGGAGGUGCCCGACUUGGACCUGGGCUGGCCGGAGAUCUCGCUGGAGGCCGUGGACACAAGCAUCAGCGUGCUUUUCCACCCGCCCAGAGACAACACACCAACCAUUAAAGAAGUGGUCCGCAAACAGAUACAGGAGGCGAGGCAGGUUAUUGCCAUAGCUAUGGACGUCUUCACUGAUGUCGAUAUUUUCAAAGAGAUCAUCACUGCGACGUUGAGGGGAGUGGCAGUCUACAUCCUUCUGGAUGAUUCCCAGUUCAAGAGCUUCCUCGCCAUGUCGCACAGGGUGGGCGUCAACAUCCAGGACUUCAAGAACAUACGUGUUCGGACGGUUCAGGGGCAGCAGUAUCAGUGUCGUUCCGGGAUGAGGUUCCGUGGAGAUCUGGAACAAAAAUUUAUUCUGGUUGACUGCCAAACAGUGUUGUUUGGAACAUACAGCUACACGUGGACGUUUGAGAAGAUCAACCUCAGCAUGGUCCUGGUGAUCACAGGUCAGCUGGUCUGCUCAUACGACGAGGAGUUUCGAAGACUGUACGCUCGAUCCACAGUUCCUGCAAUUCAGUCCAAGGAGAGGUCGCAUGUCCAGUACCUGAGAGACAACGUGGGCCUGCAGAACUCCAGCCAGCUUUCCCUCCGUCAGAUUCAAAUGAGAUCCAGAAUGAUGCACAGCGUGAGAGGUGCUCCGAAUGACAGGUUUAACAAUGCCGCCAUGAUGACCAGGGGCCUGAGCGUGCAGGAUAUGCUACAUCCAUCUCACUGUGCUGAAGGGGAAAAUAUGGUGCGGGGACACAGUUAUGGCGGAGAACUGCAGAAGUUAAACUCCAUGACUCGGCUGAGGAUGGGGACCAAGGACAUCGGAGCCCCUGUUGCUCCUGAGAGGGCUGGAUCGAAUAUGAGGGGGGGCGGUGACUUACAGCAGACAAACAGGUUGUCCCAGCAGCACAAUAGGCACCGGAGUCGUUAUGGAGCUGACCAGAAUCUGAUACCGUUCAACUCUGAAAUAUCUCUCCACAAGUGGAAGAUGGACAUAUACCUUAACAACAGCGAUGAGCCUCUAGAUGCAUCAUGUGAUGCGAUGUCCCCAAUGGCAUCUCCAUAUAGUAGUCACACAGGCUUAAACGAGCAUCAGUCACAGCUUAUUCACAACAGGUCAAGGGAAAUUAAGUCCAGGAUGGAAGAAAUGAGGCAAAAGAGGCUCAGUCUGCAGGAAUACGCCAAUCUCAGGCAAAGCCAAGAGUCCUUGAGGCAUGUGUAUCUGAUUCCGGAAAGUCAAAAAUUUAUGUCUUCAUUAAGAGGUCUGGACAUGAGUGUGGCAGAAUUAGAGCCAAAUACAGAAAACGGUUGCAGCCUGAAAUCGACUAACCACAAAGAGAGUGAGCCGCACAAGGAAGGCAAUAAAAGAGAGAUCAUUCUCACCGAGGGCCACCGCUCUGCCUCUCACUGUGAUGUCAAAAUGGUUCCAGAUCGAAAGACAAUGCAGCCCUACGACUGGCAUGAGCCUCUUUCAAGGGCAUCCUCAGCUGCCGAUUUAGAUAAGAAACUCAACGAUCCAUCGCUUAAGCUCUCUCAUUUGCAGGUUAGCGAACCAAGUACCCAUCACCCAAGAGCAAUGGAGUCUUUGACUGAAAUCCCUGAAGAGAAAGAGGGUUCAAAUCCACGUGUCAACAGUUCGGACUCUGCUGUAUUCAAAGAUGAAAGUGAGGAGAUUCACAAAGACAAGAAAGCUGUACCAAAGGAGAAUGCUGUGAAAACAAGCUUACCUGCAAAAUCAGAGCAUCAGGAUCAAGCAAAAUCACAUCAAGCCAGAGGAAGCCAUGGUUCUAUAGGUAAGGCAUCCAACAACACAGGCUCAGCUGCUCCAAGGGAAAGAAAGAAAUCAAUAUCCAGUGAGGGAGAAACUGGCCUGAAGGCCAUAAACAAUUCUACAGGAUCUCAGCAUGCAAUGGAAGCUAAGAGUAGUCACACAGAAAAAAGGAAAACACAGCACGAGGAACCGACCCUUCAAAGGAAGGAUUCCUUGAGACUGAAAGUAUAUUCGAUGCUUACGUCAGACGAAAAGAAAGCAUCCAAAAAAGAGGAGAAGUCACUCCAAAGAAAGGGCUCAUUGAGAUCUAAGAAUCCCUCAGGAACAAGCCAACCCCUCAGAGCAGACCAUUCACAGGGAUUUGAAGUAGAUCAAACAACAAAGAAAGGUCAGUCGUCAAACAUCCCCAGGUCACAGAACCCUGUCAGUGGUCCAUCUGAGACAGAGAAGCAAAAAUCUCAAUUCCCAAGAUUAUCUCCUCAGCGAUCAAGCAAAAGAAAGACGAACCUUACAGCAGAGCAGGACCAAGGCUCUGGCAGCCCUCUGGACGACGAGGGAGCAACUGUCUAUGAAGGACACAAAGUCUACAGUCGAUUUGAAUAUUUGCUUAGUACUGAAAGUGUUCCUCGGGAUAAAUCAAUGAGGGCGACAAGGAUGCAUCCCUCAGAGAAAGACAGAGGCGCUUCCCUGAACAGGCAUGACACUGGCUAUCCAGCGUAUCAGACACAAAGUGGUGCUGACAACAAACUGGGAAGAUUCAUGCAACGAGUAGGAAGUCUAAUAAACAAGAACAAGUAGAAGGAAGAGAAGGAGGCCACUAUGCUCAGGAAUGAAGUCAGAGCUAGUGUGUAGUCCUUCUAUUGUUUCUUGAUUUAUUUUGGCAUCGCUCCCACACACAGGCUGUACAUCACCACUGCAAUCUGUUAUCUCUUUCAUAUGUUUGAUAAUGUGGCUAAGAUCUUACCAGGGAAGAUAUUUACCACUGAUAUCAAAACACACAAAGUGAUGUCUCUCGUAUCUGCUACUAACUAAAUAUCUUUCUAUUACCCUAAAUUUGAUAUGACAGGGAAGCAGGGUAGAUGUGAAAAAGCCAAUAAAUCAAGUUGUUUACCAAUGAAGUUAAAGCAGGGUCAAUGUAACAAUAGCGCUUGUAUACAGGAAUCAGGAUCAUGUAAGAUGGAUUGUAAAAAUGAUUGUUAAAAAUAUGUCUACAUGGAAAUUGUUUGUUCUUUAUAAAAGUUUACUUUAGUCCGGUGAGAUUUUAUAUUUUGUCUAUUCAUAACAAGCUCGUGAAAAGACCAAAACCAAUAGUAUUGUGUGUGUAUCCAAAGCCUGGCAUAUCUUACUCCUCUGUGCCUUAGAGCGCUAUUGUUCUUAGGAACACAUGGUUGACAUGUUCCCUUAUUAAAAUGAACAUGGAUAUUGUAGCUUGUAGCUUGUAAGUUAUUGUAUCCUGCUGCCCCAAUACUCACCAAAGCACCAAAUGUAUUAAUCCGCUGCUGAAAAUAAUCCCCAUUAAAGUGAGUAACAUUUGCUAAAUUUACAAAAUUACUGAGCCAUUUAUUUUAA